This is a messenger RNA of Morus notabilis, 1981 nucleotides long. RefSeq names its product cysteine-rich receptor-like protein kinase 10. Lineage: Eukaryota; Viridiplantae; Streptophyta; Magnoliopsida; Rosales; Moraceae. Bases 3 to 1979 code for a protein of 658 amino acids. Gene Ontology annotation, biological process: protein phosphorylation. Gene Ontology annotation, molecular function: protein kinase activity; ATP binding. The record is from RefSeq and is a predicted model, not a curated record. The transcript is spliced from 7 exons.
UUAUGUUAAUUCCAUCUUUGCUUAUUAUAUCAAUCGGGCUGAUUAACGUUGGAGCCAUUACUUACGAGCCUACGUAUCUAUACCAUUUUUGCGAAAACAAGACCAAUGCCACCUCAAACAGCGUCUAUCUAUCCAAUCGCAACACCCUUUUCGCUUCGCUCUCAGCCUUCGCGUCCCACGAAUUCCAGAAAAACACGACCAUCGCUGCCGGAGACCUCUCUGACGCCCUUUACGCGCAAGUUUUCUGCCGUGGAGACGUCAACGUCACCUACUGCCACGACUGCAUGAGGUUCGCCAUCAAGGAUGUCAAGGAGCGCUGCCCGGGGGUCAUCAGAAAGGCCAUGAUAUGGUACGACCAGUGCCAGCUGCAGUAUUCCGACUACCCCUCCUUCUUGGGCACCGUGGCUACAAGGCCCGGCGUAUAUCUUUUGAACACGGCGAACGUCACUGAUAAAAACCGGUUUACCCGGGUGCUGAACAACACCAUGAAGGAGGCGGCUGUGGAGGCUGCGAGAGGUGGGCUCGGGGAAAAGAAGUUCGCAACGAGAGAUGCAAACUUAAAUGGGUUCCAGACUCUGUUCAACUUGGCGCAGUGCACGCCGGACCUGUCGGGUGAGGACUGUGGUACGUGUCUAACGGAAGCCAUAGGAAGACUUCCCGUGUGCUGCGAUGGGAAGUUAGGGGGAAGAGUUCCGUUCCCCAGUUGUCAUAUUAGGUACGAAGUCUACCCCUUCUACACCGUUUCCGCAACGUCUGUGACACCUAGUGCGGCACCGCCCGUAAAUAUGACCCUUCAGGUACCGCCAGGUUUCGUAGGGAGGUCGAAAGGAAAGAAAAGAGUAUCGUCGGUGAUCAUUAUUGUUGCCAGUGUAGUCCCCGUUCUUGUCACUGCAUUGCUAGUUGCCACAGGUUACUACUUUCGCAUAAGAGCCAGAAAGAAGCACAAUGCUCAAAUUGAGCAAGACAAUGGUGAAGAUAUGUCCUUGCAGUUCGAUUUUAAAACUAUCGAAACCGCCACAAGCAAGUUUUCUGAUGAUAACGUGUUAGGAGAAGGUGGAUUUGGUAAAGUUUACAAGGGAAAGCUUCAAGAUGGACGAGAAAUAGCUGUCAAGAGGUUAUCCAAAAGCUCUGGACAAGGUGCAACCGAAUUUAAGAAUGAGGUUGUACUGGUAGCCAAGCUUCAACACAGAAAUCUUGUGAGGCUUUUGGGAUUUUGCUUGGAAGGAGAUGAAAAGAUACUUGUCUAUGAAUACGUGCCCAACAAAAGCCUUGAUUAUUUUCUAUUCGAUGCAGAAAAAAAAGGUCAGAUGAAAUGGUCAACAAGAUGUAACAUAAUCGAAGGAAUUGUUCGGGGAAUUUUAUAUCUGCAUGAGGAUUCCAGGCUAAGGAUUAUACAUCGUGAUCUCAAAGCAAGCAACAUCUUGUUAGAUAAAAAUAUGAAUCCGAAAGUAUCGGAUUUUGGCAUGGCAAAAAUGUUUGGAGAAAACGAACCUCAAGGAAACACUAAAAGUGUCGUUGGAACUUAUGGUUACAUGGCUCCGGAAUAUGCAAUGGAAGGAUUAUAUUCUGUAAAGUCGGAUGUUUUUAGUUUUGGAGUGCUCUUGCUUGAGAUUCUAAGUGGGAGAAAGAACACUAGCUUUCAAAUAACAGAUUCUGCGAUAAGCCUUGUAGCACAUGCGUGGCAGUUAUGGAAUGAAGGGAUAGCGUUGGACUUGGUGGAUCCAUGUUUGAGAUCAGAUUGUCAUCCAAAUGAAGUUUUGAGAUACAUCCAAAUUGGAUUAUUAUGCGUUCAAGAAGACCCAUUAUUAAGGCCUAUCAUGUCAUCAAUUGUUCUAAUGCUGAAAACUGAAUCUCAAAGUCUUUCCCAACCUGAACGACCAGCCUUUAUUACCGGCAGAUAUACUAGCCACCAUGAAAUAAUAGCUGUUAAUAGUUGUACUGUCAAUGAGAUGUCAGUUUCUGAUUUUCUCCCAAGAUGAGC